Messenger RNA from Protomyces lactucae-debilis, 600 nucleotides. RefSeq lists its product as uncharacterized. The transcript has a single exon. The record is from RefSeq and is a predicted model, not a curated record. The coding region runs from base 51 to 596 and encodes 181 amino acids. NCBI's taxonomy places the organism in Eukaryota, Fungi, Ascomycota, Taphrinomycetes, Taphrinales, Protomycetaceae.
AUGAUUUGGGACUCGAUCGUGACUUUAUACAGAGUCAUACGGGUCCUGCUAUGCGUCAAUAUGCCAUUAAUCUAAGAGAACAGAGACGACUCCAGGCGCGUUGGCGAAGUGACGAGGCUCGCCUUGCAGGGAUCAUCAUGCUCCAGAACGAAAGUAUUGAAGUGGUCGUUCGUGGUAGACGGUUGAAUGUCUACGGCAGUCCACUCUCCCCCUUCUACUGCGAUUGGGCGUUUUCCUAUGCGCCAGAUGAGGAUCCUUGGCGGAUACGGGAGGAUGUCGAUAUUGUCAUUACGCAUUCUCCACCAAAAGGUACGAUGGAUCUAGUGCCGGGUCUCGUGCAUGAUGGACAUGUAGGGUGUCCGCACCUUCGCGACAGGAUAUCGCAGGUAAAGCCGAUGCUGCAUGUCUUUGGGCAUAUCCGUGAGUGUCUUUUGCUGUUACUGAGGGAGAAGAAGCUGACAUGUACAGAUGAAGGUGCAGAGCAGGGAUUGCAGCGGACAAGUCUAGACGAUGGCGGUGAAAUACUGUCUGUGAAUGCGGCCCUGCUGAAUGAGCGAUAUGAGGUGGCUUAUGAUGCUACUGUGGUUGAUCUGUAAGCUA